Erpetoichthys calabaricus (reedfish) is the source of this 1353-nucleotide messenger RNA. Its product is annotated as protein ZBED8-like. The record is from RefSeq and is a predicted model, not a curated record. Lineage: Eukaryota; Metazoa; Chordata; Cladistia; Polypteriformes; Polypteridae.
AUGGCUAGUCGCGAAAAAAUUAGAAAAUGGAAGGAGGAUUACACUGAGUAUGGCUUUACCAAAACAAUUAUUGAUGGAGUAGACCACAUGUGCCUGGAGUUCGACACCCCUGGAGUAGACAGACCGCAGUGCGUGCUUUGCAAUGCAAUAUUUUCCAAUUCCAACUUGAAACCAUCAAAGCUUGGUGAACAUUUCCAAGUUAAACAUGGUGGAAACACCAGAGAAGGGAAUGAUCUUAAUUCCUUGAAGGGUAAAAGGGCACGCUACGACAUUAAAGGAACACUUCGAAAGUUAGGGUUCGCUCCUGUGGAUAAGCCCCUGCUUCUGGCAUCAUUCAAAGUUGCAUACGAAGUGGCAAAAAUGAAAAAGCUGCACACUGUUGCAGAGACUUUUAUCAAACCAUGUGUUUUACAUAUAGUGAAGACUAUCCUGGGUGCAGAGGCCGCACGGAAAGUUCAACAGAUUCCUCUGUCAAACAAUGUUAUCCGAAGCAGGAUUGAUGACAUCGGCGCUGAUAUUCUCGAUCAAGUGGUUUCGGACAUCAAAGCUUCCCCCGUCAAGAGCUCAAUUCAGUUAGAUGAAUCGACAGACGUCGAUAAUUGUAGCCAACUCAUCGUUUUCGUUCGUUAUGUAAAGGCGAAUGGCAUCGAGGAAAAAUUCCUGUUUUGCAAAUCACUCGAAACAACGACAACCGCAAGGGAUGUUUUCAAUACGGUGAAAAGUAUUUUCAGUACUAACGAGAUUCCGUUGCAAAUUAUCGGAUCUAUUUGUACUGACGGUGCUCCUGUUAUGUUAGGAAACCGAUCUGGCUUUGUUACUCUUGUAAGAAAUGAAGUACCAGAGGUGACGGUUACUCAUUGUAUCCUUCAUCGCCAAGCUCUUGUGUCGAAGACCUUGCCGGUCACUUUGAAAAAUGUAAUGGAUCGUGUUAAAAUUAUAAAUUUUAUUCGUGGAAGAGCUUUGAAUCACAGGUUGUUGAAAGCGUUUUAUAGUGAACUUAAUGAUGAUGCUUCUAUUCUCCUGUUUCAUACGGAGGUCAGAUGGCUUUCUAGAGGUCGAGUUUUGACAAGGUUUUUUCAGCUCAGAAAGGAAAUCGAAGAGUUUCUACGAGAACAGAAAUCUGACCUUCUGCAUUCUUUCGAAUUUCCUAAUUUUACACCAUUGUUGGCAUACCUGGCAGAUAUUUUCCAACAUCUCAAUGAUAAGAAUUGUUCGAUUCAGGGAAAUGAAAUGAAUAUUGUGACCGCCUGCGACAAGCUGCGUGCUUUCAGGAAUAAGUUGUUGUUGUGGAGUUUACGUAUCCGGAAUAAUAAUUUUGCUAAUUUUCCUUUGCUGGAAGAAGUCAUUGUGUAG